Messenger RNA from Caenorhabditis bovis, 1698 nucleotides. The record is from the annotation of a GenBank genome assembly. Lineage: Eukaryota; Metazoa; Nematoda; Chromadorea; Rhabditida; Rhabditidae.
AUGGAAGCAGCAAAAAAAAAAUAUGGUCUCGUAUUGAAAAAGGAUCGGAUGGAGCCGGUUUUGAAGAAAAUCCCACGGCCGUCGGUGUUCGAGGAUGACGAUGACGACGAUUCUACAACGGCGCCAACAUCGACUAAUAAAGCGUCGGCGUCGGUGAUUCGGGUUCAGAAGGCCGCCGAACGCGAGCAUCAAAAAGCGCAAGCCGAAGAUCCGUCAAUUUUUGACUAUGACGCGAGUUAUGACGAGAUUCAGGCAAUUAAAAAUGAGAAGAAAGAAGAGCAGAAGCAAGCUGAUCAGAAGCGGGAGUCGAAAUAUGCGGCGGCAAUUAUAAAGGCGCACGCUCGCCGACAAUUGGAGAAUUUUAGUCGCGAAGAGAGGCAGCAGUUGAGAGAGCGGGAGAAGGAGGGCGACGAAUUUGCGGAUAAGGAGGUCUUCGUGACGGGAGCCUACCGUAAGCAGCAAGAGGAAGUGAAGAAGUUUCGAGAAAUUGAGGCCGAGGAGGCGUUGUUUAAUGACAUGACCAGUGUACAGAAGCAGAAGCUUUGGGAAGUUGGAAUCGGUCGGACCCUUCUUAAUGAUAUUUCGAGAGAUCCCACACAAAUCAUGCAGCGCAAAAAAGAGAAGACGAAUCUGAGGGCGCGAAAGACGUCGGAGAACGAUGAGGGCGAUGAGACGAAGGCGGAUGACGUCGAGACGAAGAAGAAGUCGAUCUAUUCAGAUGAUGAGGAGGACAAUGGGCCGCCGGCGAAGAAUUUCGAAGGGGACCUCAAGCCGGGAUUGAAUAAGGUCGUCAAGAAGGCAACGACGAAGGCGGAGAGGAUUCAGAGGAAUUUCACGCCGACGCCGCCAUCGUCGGAUGAUGAAGGAGUGGGGAGGCGGAGGAGAAGCCGAUCGUCGGAAAGAAAUCGACGUGAUCGGGGAAGGUCGCGCGAGGUGAAAAAGGAGGAAGAGGACGAGGAUGUGAAGCCGAAUUCAAGGGAUAUUCGAAAGCUGUCGCUAAAGGAAAAGCUGAAACCGAAGAAAAUUGAUCGCGCUGAACGUUUGAAGGGCCUCAAGGCGAUUUUGAAGCAGAGGAAUGGUCCCGAGGAGAUUGAGGCGAUGAGGCAGCGAUAUCUUGAGCGAAAGGAAUCGAGAAUGGUGAUGAAUGUUAGCCAGAGUGCUGCACCUCCGAAUGGGGGAGCGAGCAGCUCUAAUGAGAAGAAGGAAGAUGAUGGAAGAUUUGAGUGCAACAUUUGUCUCGAUUCGGCGAAGGAUCCCGUCGUUUCGAUGUGUGGCCAUCUAUUCUGUUGGCCGUGCCUCUCGCAAUGGAUCGACAUGAAGCCGAAUCAUCCGUUGUGUCCGGUUUGCAAGAGCAGCAUCAGCGCCGAGAAGGUGGUGCCGAUAUACGGGAAGAGCGGCGAUUCGGCGGAUCCGAGGCAGAAGGUCCCGCCGCGACCGAAGGGGCAACGAUCCGAAGCGCCGCCGACAUCAUUCCCGGGAUUCCAAUGGGGCGGAGCUGAUGGUGGUGGCGGUGUUCACUUCUCGUUCGGCAUUGGAAUAUUCCCGUUGUCGUUCUUGGCGACCUGGUUCAAUCCGCCGGCUGAGCGUCGUCCGGACGCGCCGCGUCCCGGCUCGCGACAACUCGAAGAAGAGGAGCAUCUGAAUAACAUUUUCAAAUAUCUCGCCUUUAUUUUCAUCUUUUGGCUUUUGUUCGUCUGA